AGACGACGACGAUGUCAAAUUGUCAAUUGUCAAACAACCCCAGUUCCCAAAAUACCAAAAACCCCCAAAAGUCACAAAACCCCACAAUUAAAGUAACAACAUUUUAAAUGAUUCGCCAAUUACACUCUUUUUUCCUUCCAGAUUUUGUAAGAAAAACAAACAAAAUUGAAACAAACAAAAAAAACGUUACCUUUUUCAUUGAUCUCUCUCUCUCUCACAAUUCUCUGCAAAUGAGUUAAUUCCCUAUGGCUGCCAUGUUGAUGCAGCCAUGGCUUCCUAAUCUAACCCUAAUUUUGUUCUCCUUAAUCCUCUUUUUCCCUAACCUAUCCUUUUCUCAAUCCGACUCUCCUCAAAACAUCGAAACAUUUUUCCCAAAUGACACAAUCUCCGCUCCAACUCCAUCUCCGGCUCCGUCUCCGCCGUCACCACCAACAUCUUCCUCUUCAGCAGACAGAGGUAAGAUCACGAGGGCUGUGCUUAUAACCGCGGCUAGUACUUUUCUUGUAGCAGCUGUGUUCUUCUUCUUCCUCCAUAAGUGCGUCAUCGCACGGCGGCGAAGAAGGAACAGAGUCGGUGGAGUCGAGAACACGCUUCCUCCGCCGAUACCUCCGUCGGCGGAAACGACCUUAGCUCGCGAAGGGUUUACACGAUUCGGCGGAAACGUAAAGGGUUUGAUCCUUGACGAGAAUGGUCUCGAUGUGUUGUAUUGGAGAAAGUCUCAGAGUCAGAGGAACAAUAAAAUUGGAAGCUUUAAGAAAGAGAUCGUUCACGGCAACGACGGCGGCGAAGACGACGAAGAGAAGAAUGUGAUUUAUUCAAAGAACAAGAAGAAAUCGGAGGUUCCUCUUCUCAGAGGAAGAUCAUCGACUUCUCAAAGUGUAGUUCACAACGAUAAUUACAAGAACACCACCACCACCACUCAUCCUCCUCCUCCUCCUCCUCAUGUCAAGACUGAGUCUUUCAAAAUUACCAAAUCAGAUCCGUCACCACCGCCACCGCCACCGCCAAUUCCGGUUAAGCAGAGUGCUCCACCACCUCCUCCUCCUACGCCUAAGAAUGGUCCAUCUCCGCCGCCACCUCCGCCGUUGAAAAAGACUGCGGCUUUGUCUUCAUCAGUUUCAAAACCACCACCAGCUCCUAGAGGAUCAUCAUCUUCAGGGGAAGGAUCAAAUGGUCAGGUAAAGCUCAAGCCUUUACAUUGGGAUAAAGUCAACCCUGACUCUGAUCAUUCCAUGGUUUGGGACAAAAUCGAUCGUGGCUCAUUCAGUUUCGAUGGCGAUUUAAUGGAGGCUCUCUUCGGAUACGUGGCGGUGAAGAAAUCUCCAGACAACGGCGGCGAUAAGAAACCUAACUCAACCUUACCGACGCAGAUUUUUAUACUUGACCCGAGAAAAUCUCAGAACACAGCGAUCGUGCUCAAAUCCUUAGGUAUGACUCGUGAUGAGCUUGUGGAAUCGUUAAUGGAAGGUCACGAUUUCCAUCCAGACACACUCGAGAGGCUCUCAAGAAUAGCUCCGACGAAAGAAGAACAGUUAGAGAUUCUUCAAUUCGACGGUGACAUGAAAAUGCUAGCCGACGCUGAGUCGUUCUUGUUUCAUCUUCUAAAGGCUGUGCCUUGUGCCUUCACUCGUCUUAACGCGUUGCUCUUUAGAGCUAAUUACUAUCCAGAGAUAUCAAACUAUAACAAGUCACUUGAGACGCUGGACUUAGCUUGCACAGAGCUUAGAUCACGUGGCUUGUUCGUGAAGCUUCUUGAAGCGAUAUUGAAAUCUGGCAACAGAAUGAAUCAGGGAACAGCUAGAGGAGAUGCUCAAGCUUUUAACCUCACCGCGCUUUUGAAACUUUCCGAUGUGAAGAGUGUUGAUGGGAAGACGACUUUGCUUAACUUUGUUGUGGAAGAAGUGGUUAGGUCCGAAGGGAAGCGAUGCGUGGUUAACCGAAGGAGUAACCGUAGCUUUAGCCGUAGCAGUAGCAGUAGCAGUUCGAUUUCCGAGGUUAUAUCCAAGGAAGAGCAAGAGAAGGAGUAUUUAAGACUCGGUUUGCCUGUUGUUGGAGGGUUAAGCGCUGAGUUCUCCAAUGUUAAGAAAGCUGCAGCUAUAGACUAUGACACGGUUGCUGCAACUUGCUUGGCUCUUAUGUCUAGAGCGAAAGAUGCUAGACGAGUGUUAGCGCAGAGCGAAGGAGAUAAGAAAGGAGAGAGGUUUGUGAAGAAGAUGAAUGAGUUUCUUGAUUCUGUUGAGGAAGAACUGAAGUUAGCUAGAGAUGAAGAGAAGAAAGUGAUGGAGCUUGUGAAGAAAACAACAGAGUAUUACCAAGCAGGAGCUGUGAAAGGAAAGAAUCCACUUCAUUUGUUUGUUAUUGUUAGGGAUUUUCUCGCUAUGGUUGAUAAAGUAUGUGUAGAGAUCUCAAGAAAUUUGCAGAGGAGGACUACAAUGGGGAGUCCACAGCAGAGGAACGCGGUGAAGUUCCCGGUUUUGCCUCCGAAUUUCAUGUCCGAUAGAUCUAAAAGUGAUUCUGGUGGAUCAGAUUCCGAUAUGUGAGUUUGCAAAAGGUCUUGAUGAGAAAUGAUUUGCUCGGUGUAAAUAAUAGAAUCGUUUGGGAAUUGAUUAUAUUUUUUGCCUAAACAACUUUUUGAAGUGUUAAUAAGAUUACUAGUCCGGGGUUUUUUUCUGCA
This is a messenger RNA of Camelina sativa (false flax), 2674 nucleotides long. RefSeq names its product formin-like protein 4. Gene Ontology annotation, biological process: actin cytoskeleton organization; actin nucleation. Lineage: Eukaryota; Viridiplantae; Streptophyta; Magnoliopsida; Brassicales; Brassicaceae. The record is from RefSeq and is a predicted model, not a curated record. Gene Ontology annotation, molecular function: actin filament binding.